AUGCCACCAAAUGCACCUGAACCUCCAGGGACCCCUACUCGAAAGGCCACUGUAGAUCACGAACGCAACAAUGUAUUCGCUACUCGCAUCAGCUUUCUGUGCAGUAAUUGGGACCUGGGGCUUGAUAUCAACAAACGAACCACGGAUGCUGAUGGAGAAAGCACGCUGGACUGCAAGUGUGUGAGCAUGCUCAGAUUCUGCCAAUAUAAAGACCUCCUCGAAGCGGUUUUGAAUGAAUUCGAGUCUAAGGCUAGGAUCCUUUAUAACGGCUGGGUCAACAAGCCUAAAGCCGAGAGAGGGACUAUCCCUGCCGUGACGCGUCGACAGAAGAGGCCCGUGAAUGAUAGGGAAAGAAAUGUUCUUUUACAAUGCUUGUACAAUAUCUCCAGGGAACACAAUGCAAGCUGGCAUAAAAAUCAUGGCCGCACACCUGAGUCUAUUCUACGCAGAAUCCGGGAAGCAGAGGGAAAAUUCGAUGCAGAUCCUGUUCCGGCCCCGAGCCUCCUCAAUCCGACUCCAAGAAGAGUCAGCAGCGAGAAGCGUGCUAGGGAGGAGUCAUUUCCUGAUAUAUCUAUCACAAAAAAGAGUAAGGUUGCGGAUUCGGAACCACUACAACGAAAUUCAAGUGAUAUGGCACCACCACGCGGCCGGCCACUAAGACAGGAGCCGAAACCACCUUUCGAGACAAAUACUUCCACGAGAAAAGCAAACCCGAGCUUUGCGCGAAGCGUUAACACUAGUUUUACUGAAUCUGAAGUAUCGGCUGUAUUCACGCAAAGUGGCAACAGUUCUUGGGCAGCUACUCAAGAAACCGUACCGGAUGAGCUGCCUGUUAUGAAAGACGCAUUCACUACCUUACAGGAUGAAAAUUACAUCAGCUCAAACUAUGAGUCGAGCAGCUUUGAAGCUCGAGUCGGAGAUAUCCCGGAAGAUGAGCUUAUUGAAAUGGUUGACGUCGCCAGAGCUGCUAGUCCUGUAGAAGAGGAACUGUCUCAAGAUCUUUUAGGCUUCGGCAUUAGCAAGGAACCAAUUAUCGAAGAGACUGUCGGCGAAACACAAUUUCGGGAACGGAACAUUCCCUGA
Messenger RNA from Cadophora gregata, 1083 nucleotides. RefSeq lists its product as uncharacterized. The record is from RefSeq and is a predicted model, not a curated record. The transcript has a single exon. NCBI's taxonomy places the organism in Eukaryota, Fungi, Ascomycota, Leotiomycetes, Helotiales, Ploettnerulaceae. The coding region runs from base 1 to 1083 and encodes 360 amino acids.